AUGUCUGAUUAAGAGGACUAAAUUAAUGGAUAAAAUGAUGAUGAUAAUCCUUUAAUUAAUAAUUCAUAGGAAAAAGAAGAGUAGGAAAAGAAGGAAUAUCUUAAAAAUCUUGUUAUUAGAUUGAAAGAUGUUUAGACAUAAAUUAAAUAAACAAAAUCUGAUAUUGAAUAAGAAAAAUAAGUAUUUAUAUUGAAUCAUUAGAAAUUAGUUAAGAUAAUAAGCAUCAAUUAAAUUAGAAGAAAAAAGAGAAUAAAUCAAAAAACUCUUGAUUAAGCAAAAUUAAACUACAACUGAUGUAUAUUAGUGUAUAUUCUAUAGAAAGUUGAAAUGUUGAUUAGGGACACACUUGAAAAUCUUGUUCAAUAAACUUUAUAAAAGUAAUAGGAACUAAGGGAUCUUAAAGAAAACGAAAAGGAGAGAGGUUUUUUAAAUUAUGAGUUAGAAUUACAAUUUAGAAAUUUAAGGUGUUAUCAUAUUUAAUAUAUUUAGAAAAUAUACAAGAGAUCUUAGAUAAGAAUUACAAGAGAGUGAUUAACAUGCUUAAAAAUUAAAAAUAUAAAUAUAAAAAUAAACAAAUACUAAUUUACUAUUGAGAACAGAUGUUGAUGAAAAAUCAUAAAAAAUUUAGUAAUUAAAAUAGGAAGCAUAAUAAUUAAGAGCAACAAUUUAAAAUUUAAAUGAUGUUAAAAAAGUAAUUAAUAGAGUUUCAGAUUAAGAAUAAAUAAUAAUAGACAAUAAUAUUCAGAGAAAACCAAGAAAUUCUACUAAUAAUAAAUCUGCAUCUUAAUAGAGAGCCAAUUAUAAUACGCAUGAUGUUAAUGAUAAUUUUUGGUAUGGAGAAAAGUAAUUAAAACUUCCUUCUGUUCAAUCCACUAGAUAAAAAAAAUGA
Messenger RNA from Paramecium sonneborni, 889 nucleotides. The record is from the annotation of a GenBank genome assembly. Lineage: Eukaryota; Ciliophora; Oligohymenophorea; Peniculida; Parameciidae.